CGGUAUUUAACCCCCCAGGGAGGUGCCUGCCCGCUGCUUGUUGUUGCAAUUUGCGGGACUGUGGCACGGAGCCCGUGUGCUGGGGCUUGGGGGGGAGCCAGACCUUGGCCAGAGUUACUGCGGAGAGACAGGCGCCUUCCCACCCAAUCAUGGCUUCAGCGGGUCUCCAGAUCUUGGGCAUGGCGCUCUCGGUGGUGGGCUGGCUGGGCUCCAUCAUCUCCUGUGCCCUGCCCAUGUGGAAGGUGACGGCCUUCAUCGGCAACAACAUUGUGACGGCGCAGACCAUCUGGGAGGGGCUGUGGAUGAACUGCAUCGUGCAGAGCACGGGCCAGAUGCAGUGCAAGGUCUACGACUCCAUGCUGGCGCUGCCCCAGGACCUGCAGGCCGCCCGCGCCCUCUUGGUCAUCUCGGUGCUGCUGGCCCUGCUGGCCUUGCUGGUGAGCGUCGUGGGCGCCAAGUGCACCAACUGCGUGGAGGACGAGGGCACCAAGGCGCGGAUCAUGAUCGUCUCCGGCGCCGUCUUCGUGGUCUCCGGCAUCCUCUGCCUCAUCCCCGUGUGCUGGUCGGCCAACACCAUCAUCCGGGACUUCUACAACCCGCUGGUGUCCGAAGCCCAGAAGCGGGAGCUGGGGGCCUCGCUCUACAUCGGCUGGGCCGCCUCGGCCCUGCUGGUUCUGGGGGGCGCCCUCCUCUGCUGCACCUGUCCCGAGAAGAACACCAACUACAGUGCCCGUUACACGGCCGCCGCCUCCCAGCCCCGCAGUGACUACCCCAGCAAGAACUACGUCUGAGGGGCAGGCAGCCUGGGGCCUCUCGGUGGGGGGGGGGCAGGGGGUGGGGCCCCAUCCCUGCAGCAGACUCCCGGGUGCAAAGCUCGCUGGGUGGGUGCUGGGACCGCGUCUGCAGCGUGGAGGGAAGACGGAAGCUAAGCUGCUAGACCCAGGGCCUCUGCCAUUUGUGGUGGCUUCACCUUAGCUUCUGGGCCCCACCACGCUGCAAUGGUCCUCAGCCCACACGGUCCACCAGCAUCCUGCUGCCUUCCAGCUCUUCUCCCCUCAGAUGUGGGUCGUCUCACACCCCAACCCGGCUCCUCUCCAGCCCUGUUCUCCCCUCCUUAGGCCCAGAACGUCUCCUGAUGCCACCCAGCUCGAGGCCCUGCCCCGUCGAAGAGCUGAUCGCUGGAAAUUAGAGGGUUAUCUUUGGGGGGGAGGUCAAAUAGAGCACCCCAAGCCUAGCCUCUGCCUCUAGAGGAGGGUGGAAGUUGGGUUGCCUAGUUUUAACCUUUGCAUGUGUCCUACAUAGUCCUUGGAUAUUUUUCAUAGCAUCUGCUUGUUUUUAUAUAUGAUGAAUAAAGUAUCUGAGGUUUUUUUGUACGUA
Messenger RNA from Chelonia mydas (Green sea turtle), 1377 nucleotides. RefSeq names its product claudin-4. The coding region runs from base 150 to 791 and encodes 213 amino acids. Gene Ontology annotation, biological process: bicellular tight junction assembly; cell adhesion. Lineage: Eukaryota; Metazoa; Chordata; Testudines; Cheloniidae. The record is from RefSeq and is a predicted model, not a curated record. Gene Ontology annotation, cellular component: bicellular tight junction; plasma membrane. Gene Ontology annotation, molecular function: structural molecule activity. The transcript is spliced from 2 exons.